CGUCACUCUCGGAAUGAAACCAUUUCAGGAUUUGUCGGGCUAAGAACAAAGUUACUCACUUGUUGUACUGUACGGAGUAUAUCUUCUGGUACUCUUCUGGUUCUAUCGAUUUUGUUUUUGUCUAAUAUUCAUUUGACCCACCUGUUUCACCCAAAGAUAUUAGCCGAUAGCCUCGUUCUUUUUCCAGACAGCAGCGCACCUUAACCAACCUGUUUCUAUCCCUUGCUCAACAACGACUCCACAUGAGGGGGGAAUAAACUAAAUUAAAUCAAGCUAGCCAUGAUUGAAGUCGAAGCAAGCGCGAUACCCGAGGUUUUUGAAUCUCGCAAGCGUAAAAUUCUUGCAGAACUCUCCGUUCCCGAUGCAGAGUACACAGACCUCUCGCCCAAGGGGUCUGUCGAUGAGGGUAUUCGGGACCUCAUCGAUGACAUUAAUGCUCACCCAGGCUUGGUUACUACUAGUAGCUGCGCGGGGCGUAUCAGCGUGUUCCUAGAGGGACGGAGGAAGCAAGCGAAGCCGCAGGAGGAGGAGCAAGGGAGACAGUUUGUAGCCUCGGGGGGUAAAGGUGCUGGCAAAUGGCUGUAUGUGUCUCACGACCCUUUGCAAGGCUAUGGGGCACUUUGUGGCAGCAAAAGUCCUGAAAGAAGCGGUCCUCAAGCGAAGUCGUUGCAUGCGUUGUUUGGAAUGGUUCCUGGAGAUGGCAAACCCCCCGGGCUGAACAAACAAGGAAAAGCCCCGCGUCUCGUGCGCUUCCAUUUCGAGCCUCUGAUUCUUCACAUUAUGACAGCAACGCUACAACAUGCUCACCCCGUAUUAUCUGCCGCUUCGAGCUCUGGUUUCCGCGAAAGCGGGCUACAGAGUUUGCGCUGUUUGGAGGGUGAAGAAGGUCCUAGUCCGAUCGUCGCUGUGCGCUCUGCAGGGUUAUCCCUGGAGUCAGUGAUCGGGUACUGUGAAGAUAGUGACGCCGACGAUGCGACAGCAACCGACGAGCCAGUCAUCCGCAGCUUGGUAACAGAGGAGUAUUUGCAGAUGUUGGUUGCAAUCUCAAAUGAAAGGUUCGCAAUCAAUACAGAACGGAAAACAAGAUUCCGGGAGAGUUUGUUGGAUUUAUACUCUGCGAAUCGAGGGCCAAAGACGAACAAGAAGACCAAACCUCCGGGAUGGGAGGAUGCCCAGACACGACGAGAGAGGAUGAGAGCUGAGGGGCUGAUGAGAAAGAAACUUCUCCAGGACCAGGCGAAAGACAACGAAGUUCCAGAUACGUUGGAAACUACUAAGGAACCGUGACCAGAUGGAAUCAUAGACACAGAAAUACCACUAGAUUCA
Aspergillus pseudonomiae is the source of this 1326-nucleotide messenger RNA. RefSeq names its product tRNA wybutosine-synthesizing 3 family protein. The record is from RefSeq and is a predicted model, not a curated record. Gene Ontology annotation, biological process: tRNA methylation. The transcript is spliced from 2 exons. NCBI's taxonomy places the organism in Eukaryota, Fungi, Ascomycota, Eurotiomycetes, Eurotiales, Aspergillaceae. The coding region runs from base 280 to 1287 and encodes 335 amino acids. Gene Ontology annotation, cellular component: cytoplasm. Gene Ontology annotation, molecular function: tRNA methyltransferase activity.